GGCUCCCGGGCGGCUCCUCCCGGUUGAGCGGCGGCUCCGCGCGGGCCCCGCGCCCUCCCCGCGCCGCACCCGCGGCCCGCCCGGCCGGGCAUGAGGCGGAGCGGCGGCGGCACAAAGGCUCCAGCGGGGCUGCGCCUUGCCUGAGGCGGCGCCGGGCCCGCCGCGGCCCGCGGGGCGAUGUCGCACGAUCACGACAUGGACAGGACGAUCAAGGAAACCUCCAUUUUAGAGGAAUACAACAUAAACUGGACUCAGAAGCUGGGAGCUGGCAUCAGUGGGCCUGUUAGAGUCUGCAUGAAAAAAUCCUCCCAAGAACGCUUUGCACUGAAAAUCCUCCUCGAUCGUCCAAAAGCUCGAAAUGAGGUACGUCUGCACAUGAUGUGUGCAACACAUCCCAAUAUUGUUCAAAUAAUUGAAGUUUAUGCUAACAGUGUGCAGUUCCCACAUGAAUCCAGCCCCAGGGCUCGGCUCCUAAUUGUAAUGGAGAUGAUGGAAGGGGGAGAGCUCUUCCACAGAAUCAGCCAGCACCGGCACUUUACUGAGAAGCAAGCGAGCCAAGUAACAAAGCAGAUAGCUUUGGCUUUGCAGCAUUGCCACUCACUAAACAUUGCACACAGAGACCUCAAGCCCGAGAAUCUCCUCUUCAAGGAUAACUCUCUGGAUGCACCUGUUAAAUUGUGUGACUUUGGGUUUGCCAAAGUAGACCAAGGUGACUUGAUGACACCCCAGUUCACUCCCUAUUAUGUAGCACCUCAGGUAUUGGAGGCACAAAGAAGACAUCAGAAAGAAAAGUCUGGUAUUAUCCCCACCUCUCCAACCCCUUACACUUACAACAAGAGCUGUGACCUGUGGUCCUUGGGGGUGAUUAUCUACGUGAUGCUGUGUGGGUACCCCCCCUUCUACUCCAAGCACCACAGCCGGACGAUUCCCAAGGACAUGAGGAAAAAGAUCAUGACAGGAAGCUUCGAGUUCCCAGAGGAGGAGUGGAGCCAGAUCUCAGAAAUGGCAAAAGACAUUGUCAGAAAGCUGCUGAAGGUCAAACCUGAAGAACGUCUGACCAUUGAGGGGGUGUUGGACCAUCCCUGGCUCAAUUCCACAGAGGCCCUGGACAACAUCCUGCCCUCUGCCCAGCUGAUGAUGGACAAGGCCAUGGUGGCAGGGAUCCAACAGGCUCACGCAGAACAACUUGCAAACAUGAGAAUCCAAGACCUCAAAGUGAGCCUGAAGCCCCUUCACUCCGUGAACAACCCGAUCCUGCGCAAGCGGAAACUCCUGGGCACCAAGCCAAAGGAUGGUGUUUACAUCCACGACCCUGAGAAUGGAAGCAAUGAUUCCAACGUGGCUCUGGAGAAGCUGAGAGAUGUGAUUGCUCAGUGCAUUCUACCACAGGCUGGUAAAGGAGAGAAUGAAGAUGAGAAGUUGAAUGAAGUGAUGCAGGAGGCCUGGAAAUACAACAGGGAAUGCAAAUUGCUGCGAGACACCCUGCAGAGCUUCAGCUGGAACGGCAGAGGAUUCACAGACAAAGUGGAUCGACUAAAACUGGCAGAAAUUGUCAAACAAGUGAUUGAAGAGCAGACAAAUUCCCACGACUCUCAAUAGCUGGAGCUUCCUAAUCUUAUUUUUUUUACCAUUUAAGAUUUAUUCUUUACCUGUAAAAAGUAUUUUUAUGUAAAUUAAUAAAUCAUAAUUAUUUC
Messenger RNA from Camarhynchus parvulus, 1694 nucleotides. It is a transcript of the gene MAPKAPK5, whose product is annotated as MAPK activated protein kinase 5. Gene Ontology annotation, cellular component: nucleus; cytoplasm. Bases 178 to 1599 code for a protein of 473 amino acids. Gene Ontology annotation, molecular function: calcium-dependent protein serine/threonine kinase activity; ATP binding; calcium/calmodulin-dependent protein kinase activity. Gene Ontology annotation, biological process: negative regulation of TOR signaling; peptidyl-serine phosphorylation; protein autophosphorylation. Lineage: Eukaryota; Metazoa; Chordata; Aves; Passeriformes; Thraupidae. The transcript is spliced from 14 exons. The record is from RefSeq and is a predicted model, not a curated record.